AUGUCAAGAAAUAAGAAGAAGGAUGAAGUUAAUCCAGACAGGGAGACUACAAUCGCUGGUUUGUAUGGCGAUCUCCAAAAAUUGGGGCAGAAACAGGAGUAUGCCAAGGCGAUCAAGGUUUGCAACCAAAUUCUAGGUAACAAGGGAGAUGAAGUUGAAGCUGUUCAAUAUAAAAUUGUCUGCCAGAUGUUACUUGACCAGUUUGAAAAUGCAUUGGCACUCAUACAGAAGAAUAAAAUUACUGGAAUGGAUUUUGAGAAGGCAUACUGUCAGUACAGAUUGAACAGAACUUCAGAAGCCCUGAAAACUCUGAGAGCUGUUAAGGAUUUAGACUAUAGAAUGAAAGAAUUACUGGCUCAAGUGCUAUACAGACUUGAAGAAUAUCAAGAAUGUUAUGAUUUAUACAGAGAUCUGGUCAAAAACUCAGAUGAUGACUGUGAAGUUGAACGUCAGACCAAUAUGGGAGCUGUUAUUGCCUCUCUUGAAAUGUGGGAUGACCAGGAAAUGGAUGAUCCAGGGUUUGAAGAAGAUACGUAUGAGAUAUGUUAUAAUAAAGCCUGUCAGUAUAUUGGUAAAGAAGAUUAUAAAACAGCAGAAGAGAAACUGAACAAGGCUGAGUCUAUAUUGCGUGGUGAUCAGGAAUUAACUGAAGAGGAGCUAGAAGAGGAACUGGGAUUGAUUAGGGUACAGCAAGGUUAUGUUAAACAAUGUAUUAAUAAACCUAAAGAAGCUUCAGAACUUUACAACCUCUGUAUGAAAUCAAAACCAUCUGAUCUAUCUUUAUUAGGUGUUGUUUCUAAUAAUAUAGUUACUAUUAAUAAGGAUCAGAAUAUGUUUGAUUCGAAGAAGAAGUUAAAGAUUGCUACAGGAGAGAAUAUACAGAAGAAAUUAUCCAAGAAACAGAAAGGCUGUAUUGUUAUCAAUCAAUGUUUGUUACAUAUGUACUCAGGCCAGGUCAACCAAUGUCAUAAAUUAGCUGAAUCAUUAAUUAAACAGUAUCCAGAUCUAGAUACUCCUGUUCUCAUAGAGGCUGCCCAAUAUGUUAAAGAUAAAAAACUCAAUCAAGCUAUAGAAUUAUUGAAGAGCUAUGUAGAGAAACACCCUGAACAAGCAUUCAGUUUAAAGCUAGUAAUAGUACAGCUAUAUUUAACUCAAGGUUCUAUAUAUCCAGCUUGUGAUACUCUGAAAUCAUUGGGUAAUCUACAGUAUAAACCUGGAAUUGUAUCAGCUCUAGUAACACUGUAUAAUUCACAAGAAGAUAGAGAAUCAGCAUCAGAUGUAUUAAUUAAUGCUGUUAAAUGGUACAAAGCUAACGAGCCUAAAUCUCCAGAAUUGAUCACUAUAACCAGAGCUAAUGCUGAUUAUCAACUGAAGAUUGGUAAACCAAGUAUAGCCGCUGGUAUGUUAGAGGACCUUAGAAAAGCUAAUCCCAAAGAUUCGAGAGUUCUAGCUCAACUGAUCUCAGCUUAUUCUACUUUUGAUACCAAUAAGGCACAACAAUUAAGUAAAGAACUACCACCAGUAGAAGAAAUAGCUAAAGAUAUAGAUGUAGUAUUAUUAGAAACAUCAUUCAGUACUCUGGGACACAAAUACAUGAAAAAAACACAGAAAGCAGAGGCUUCACCUGCUGCUCCAGCUGGAGAUGGUUUGAUCACCAAGAAGAAGAAUAAAAAGAAAAAGAAGGGAAAAUUACCCAAGAAUUAUGACGCGAAUGUUAGUCCUGCUGAUUUAGAUCAAGAAAGAUGGUUACCACGACGAGAGAGGUCGUAUUACCGUGGUAAACGACGAGAUAAAAAGAAAGAUAUUGGUAAAGGAACUCAGGGUAGUUCAGGUCCUUCCGGUGACAUGUAA
Lottia gigantea (owl limpet) is the source of this 1851-nucleotide messenger RNA. RefSeq lists its product as hypothetical. Gene Ontology annotation, biological process: SRP-dependent cotranslational protein targeting to membrane. The transcript is spliced from 17 exons. Gene Ontology annotation, molecular function: 7S RNA binding; protein binding; ribosome binding. The coding region runs from base 1 to 1851 and encodes 616 amino acids. NCBI's taxonomy places the organism in Eukaryota, Metazoa, Mollusca, Gastropoda, Lottiidae. Gene Ontology annotation, cellular component: signal recognition particle, endoplasmic reticulum targeting. The record is from RefSeq and is a predicted model, not a curated record.